This is a messenger RNA of Microtus ochrogaster (prairie vole), 8001 nucleotides long. RefSeq names its product CDP-diacylglycerol synthase 2 (gene Cds2). Gene Ontology annotation, molecular function: phosphatidate cytidylyltransferase activity. Gene Ontology annotation, cellular component: endoplasmic reticulum membrane. NCBI's taxonomy places the organism in Eukaryota, Metazoa, Chordata, Mammalia, Rodentia, Cricetidae. The record is from RefSeq and is a predicted model, not a curated record.
GCGGCGGUGCGCGUGCGCGCUGGCUCACAGCUUCCCGGGAGGAGGAGCGAGCGGCCUCCAGGGAGGCAGCGGCUCCGCUCUCCGGGCCAGGGCGGCGGCAGCGGCGGUGCUGGGCGGGGCCGGGCUCGGUGCUAGCGGCGCGGCUGCAGGAACUGUGCGAGGCACUGCGGGGCUGCGAGGCGCUCGGGCCCGCGGAGAGGCCGUGCGCGCUGAGUCGACCUCCGCGGCCACCGCGCUGCUCGUCCUGGGUGACGUUGCGCCUUGGUCCCCAGCAUGACCGAGCUACGGCAGAGGACUGUCCGCGAGGAGGCACCGCCGGAGGACAAGGAAUUGGAGUCAGAAGCGAAAAUAGAUGGAGAGACUGCAUCAGACAGUGAGAGCCGAGCAGAAGCAGCUCCCCCACCAGCCCCCAUAGAUGACACCCCAGAGGUCCUUAACAGGGCCCUUUCCAACUUGUCUUCAAGAUGGAAGAACUGGUGGGUGAGAGGCAUCCUGACUCUGGCCAUGAUUGCAUUUUUCUUCAUUAUCAUUUACCUGGGACCAAUGGUUUUGAUGAUGAUUGUGAUGUGUGUUCAGAUUAAGUGUUUCCACGAGAUAAUCACCAUUGGCUACAAUGUAUACCACUCCUAUGACCUGCCCUGGUUCAGGACCCUCAGCUGGUACUUCCUUCUGUGUGUAAACUACUUCUUCUAUGGCGAGACAGUGACGGAUUACUUCUUCACUCUGGUCCAAAGAGAGGAGCCCUUGCGAAUUCUCAGUAAAUACCACCGGUUCAUUUCCUUUACCCUGUAUCUCACAGGGUUCUGCAUGUUUGUGCUGAGUCUAGUUAAGAAGCAUUACCGACUGCAGUUCUACAUGUUUGGCUGGACCCAUGUGACCUUGCUUAUUGUCGUAACCCAGUCACAUCUUGUUAUCCAUAACUUGUUUGAAGGAAUGAUAUGGUUCAUUGUUCCCAUUUCGUGUGUCAUCUGUAAUGAUAUUAUGGCCUAUAUGUUUGGCUUUUUCUUUGGUCGGACCCCGCUCAUUAAGCUCUCUCCGAAGAAGACCUGGGAAGGCUUCAUUGGGGGCUUCUUUGCCACUGUGGUGUUUGGCCUUCUGCUCUCCUAUGUGAUGUCUGGGUACAGAUGCUUCGUCUGUCCUGUGGAAUACAACAAUGACACCAACAGCUUCACGGUGGACUGUGAGCCGUCUGACCUCUUCCGCCUGCAGGAGUACAACAUCCCUGGAGUGCUCCAAUCGAUAGUUGGCUGGAAAACAGUGAGGAUGUACCCUUUCCAGAUCCACAGCAUCGCUCUCUCCACCUUUGCCUCUCUCAUCGGUCCCUUUGGAGGAUUCUUCGCAAGUGGAUUCAAACGAGCCUUUAAAAUCAAAGACUUUGCCAAUACCAUCCCUGGUCACGGAGGCAUCAUGGAUCGCUUUGACUGCCAGUACCUGAUGGCCACCUUUGUCAAUGUGUACAUUGCCAGCUUUAUCAGGGGCCCAAACCCGAGCAAACUGAUUCAGCAGUUUCUGACGUUGCGGCCGGAUCAGCAGCUCCACAUCUUCAACACACUCAAGACUCACCUGACUGACAAGGGGAUUCUGACCUCUGCCUUGGAAGACGAGUAGUGUCCACCCAGGGCCAGGAGAGCCGGAGCAGGACUGAAUGAGAGGGGCAGGUCACCACGGCCAGCCCAAAUGCUGUGACUUAGAUAAUGAAAAGCUAGAACUCACUGUCUUUUUUUCCCGCCCUUUUAAAUUUGUGAGUUUUGUUUUUUAAAAAUCUGUAUAUACAGUCUGUUUAUAGUGUGGGCUGUGAGUAAGUUAUAGCUUUGAGUUGCAAAGAAGUCACAGGGAAGAACCAUUUGGGUUUCUUAAGUACAGGUAUUGAACAACAUGAAAGACAGUGUUGCCCAGCUCAGGGUCUGCUGGUGGUUCUAACCCCCACCCAUCUAGUUUCUGGGCUGUCUGAGAGGUCAUCCAUUCAUCUGUGUCUAAUAGUAGAAAGACUCUCCUACCUGGCACAGCUUCAUGGCCUCAUUGCUUUUGCUUAACACCUUUCACUGGGGCUUCUGCAGGCAUCCCUUGUCUGGGAGCAGUGGAGGGCCGCCCUCUGUAGAACAGAGGUGGGAGGCUUACUGAUCAGAUAAGCUUCUUGUCCAAGCCAAAAUCCUGCAGAGGGCACAGGAGCUUUGCUCCUAGUUUGUGUUCACCAUACAGACUGAAAGAAGAUUUCAGGCUUCAUUUUUCUAGAAAGCGAGAAGAAUUGAUGAAGCCUGGAAAGAGAACCCCACACUGUAGUAUUUCAGGUAUAUGCAGUAGAAUGCACUGUCAAGCCUUCCCUGCCACGCAGGCUCCGAGGACUUCUGGAGGAGGUCCUCCAGACUGUUUCUUUCAGAGCUGAGGCCCUCACGUUUGUGCUAUGGGUUUGCUGCUCUGAGUUCGUCUGGGGACUCAUGAGGGGUGGGGAGCAGAGGGCUUUGGUUCACAUACCCCUUGCCUGGAAGCCCACUUGUGUUGCUGCUGUGUUGUGUACAUAGUACUCUUGAGGUGAACGUGUGUCUGUGUGUUUAUCUGGACUUCUUCACAGAAUCCCUGAGUCCUGCUUUUUUACUACGGCAAGGCUAAUCUUCUCAAGGCUCAUUGUACACUUCUUAUGAAAUGUGACCAGUGUAGAUGUAGUUUAUAUGUUACUGGGGACCUCUUGCUGUUGUUUGUGUAAGCUGUGAUUGUUCUUUUCCUUCCUAAGCAUAAGCUGAAAUUGAAAAGUCGAGAGGCUGGUUCUUUGUCAGGCCCAGGAGCAGGUGGCAGAGAAAGAACUUGUCCCAAGCAUGUCAACACCAUGGCCACGGUGUCCCCACUGCUGAGGAGGGCGCCAUGACUUGCUUUAAGCACAUUGGUCUGUGCCAGUUUGUUUUCAGAUUAGCCUUUCUAUCUCCUCCAAUAAACAGACAGCUCUCAGAGUGUCUGUCAUGCGCUACCAUGCGCCUCACAUGGGAAUAGGGGUGGAACGGCUUUUUGGCUCUGAGCUUCGACGUCCACGUCAGCCUUGUGGCUUUUCUUUCUCAGCUCCCAGGGCUGCAUUGAACCCCCUGAUGCCUUGGGUUUGGGUUGUGUGGCCUUGGCUGGGAAGCUUUGCUCUCAGGGUUCUGCUUUUCUGACUUACCCUGGAAGUUCACCAGUUCUGUAACUCUCCAGAGAAGUUCCUGUCACUAGAGGCCCCUGUUGCUAUUGAGUCAUGUCUUGGGCACCCAAAAAAGGAAAUACACUCAGGUGCAUUUUACAAAUGCUCUUAGGAUGAGUCAGUGUCUUCUUAAGAUUUUCAGUGGUAUUUAGGAAGGAGACUGUACUUUUCUGACUGAAAAAUGACCUUGGAUCACCAGACUAGAUAGAGAAGGCACUCCAGUCCCCAGCAGCCAAGACUCACUCUUGAGCAGCAGCAGUAGAGGCUUGAGGAAGUGGUUGCUGGUGCCGAAAACACUGAAAGUCGGUGCUCACUGGAGCUGCCAGCCAGAGGUCUGUAUUCUUUUCUGAGUUCCUGGGAAACAGGAGACUUUCCAGUCAAGUAGCCAGGAGAGCAGUGCCACCGUGUGUCUGUACAGCAUGUUGUUUGUCCCAUUAAGUAGGCAGGAUCCGAGAGACUACUUUUUAACACGCACCGUGCAGGUCUCAGUGGCUCACAUAACUUGCUUUACACUCAUUUUGUCAGAAAUAAAAUUUUUGUGCCUUCCCUUGUCAUGAAUUUAGUGUUUGUCACUUUCAUGCAUGGCUUUAUAUUUCCACUUUGUGUGAUUGUAAGUAUUGUGCAGUUUUAAUUUAGAGGGUUUUGUUUUUCUGUUUUUAUGCCAUCUGUUCCUAGCAGCCUUCUGAGGCCCCUCGAAUGAGAGCCAGGGGGUGAACCAGAAUACUGUAUCUCACAGUUUGUUCGCAGGAUGGGAAUGUCUAGUCCUUGGCGUCCCCACACCUGAAGUUCUUCAGUGUUCCUUCUCCUAGGUCCUGGGGGCCUGAGAAAGGCCUGAGCCAGUGCUUAGCUGACUAUUAGCUUAUAACCAGUGAUAGUGGGGUCGCAGAACCCAGGCUGACAGACAGAACAAGCCAUGGUGGCUCCCUGGUGAGUUUGUUCACGAAUGUUCCCAGGAAAUGGGGCCUGCCCUUUGUGUGUUAUUCCCACCCUCUUAACCACCUCAGUGUGAAAACAAAGUUCAUGUUUGUAUCAUACUUCUGAAAGUGAAGUCCUGUGAGGAAAUUGGAGAGUGUACACACACACACAUACACACACAUACACACACACACAGCCUGUUUCACAAUCUCAGCCUUUUAGUGUGUGCUUUAUAACCACAUUUAAAAUGUAUUUAUUCCUAAUGUACUGUAGUAAACAUGAACUGGUCUUCAGAGAUAUUAAAUCUAACAUGUAAUCUUAUAUAGGUGGACUGUGAAACUAUUUUUAUGAUAUUUCAGAAGACUCAACAAAGACCUUCUGGGCUAAUUGCUGGAUUGGCAAGAGCCAGAUUUGAAUGUGUCCCUGAGUUUACCGAGUCCAUGGCAAGCUGAGGUCAGUCCCUGUUAAGGAGCUGGGUGGAGAAGUGAUGUAAGGACUUAGGACAGGGUAUCUCACACACAAGACUGUAUGGCAGUCACUUUUCUUGUGAAGUCAGCCUGAGGUAGAUCUCCAGGGGAGACUUUUCCUCACUCCCAAAGUGGACUAACAUAGCUAAAGCUUCUUGUUAGGAACAUCUGAGGCCAUGUUGUCCUUGUCUCUCAGAGUAUUUCGUGUCUGUGCCCACUGUUCCUGCUCACUGGCUCAUGUGGGAAGAGGUGGUUUUUCUUGCCCAGGUCAGGAUGAGGAGGGAGACCUGAGUGAGGGUGGCAGGGUAGCUCUGACACAAGGUAGUCAGCUAUGGGUGGACUCUCUCUGGAGCACAGAGUACAGAGGGUGCCCAGAAGGAACUGUCAGCUUCCGAAGAGGGGAGGCCAAUUCUUGGGCAGCGCUUCAGACUCUCCCUUGUCUUGGGCAAAUGAAACUUCGUUUCCCUGUUAACACACUAGUCAGCUGCUCAGCAUCCUGUUUGUAAAGAGAUUAUUAGCAUCCACUUCCUGAUUCAGUUUCCCUGGUUGAGGGGGGCCUUAUGGAGGGUGCUGGGGUUUGGAUCAAGUGGUAGAGGAGGGUCCUUAUUUCAGGGCUUUGCUAGGUCCAUCUGCAGCAUCCUAGAUAGGUCCUCACUCACGCUAUUCCAGGGUGAGUCCAUUCCUAGCUGUUGACAGGUUCUGUUAGAAUGUGGCUCACCUUCUGCCUCCUCUAGCCUUCCUCUCUUCAAGUUGACUGGCAGGGACCCUACAUGGGCCCUGGGUGGAGACUGUUACCGUUGGGUUGCUGCUUCACUGGGCAGGCCACACUGUUGUUUUCAAAGGUCAAAAGACCGCGAUGUUGGGGGUAGUUUAGAGGUGUGCUUUAUAUGCUGAAGUGUUGGGGUUUUAGGACAUGGGAUGGUUUUGAGAAUAGAAGGGCAGAAUAUGCAACAACUAGAGUUUGAUGACUAGUGGUCUUCAAAUCCAUUGGCUGUCUGAAGACUCUGUCCACACCCUUCCUCUUCGUCAGCGCCUAUCUGCCCGGCUCUUUAUCUUAUUCUCCAGCUGGCGAAGUGCAGCAGUGUGUUAUUAACAAUUGCAAACGUAUAGUGCUUAAUAUGCGCCAGGCACAGUGCUAAGGGUUUGCAUGCGUUAUCUCCUUUACUCCAAAGGACGCUCUGGCUAGGUGUUCUCCCAUCUUAAGGAUGGGAAAACUGAAGCUCUGGGUUAGAAAUGAGAACAAUGUGAAGAAGACGGACCUGAGGCUCAGACAGCCUCCAUCUGGCCAGGUUCCAGGCUGCUGGCAGUCUUCACUUCCAAGCAGCUGGCUUGAGGAUGCUUGUGAGGAUUUCCUGAGCUAAUGCAUGUGGUUAGCAAGGUGCCUGGCACAUAGUCAGCACUCAAUAAACAGUAGUUGCUUUUUUUAUUCUGUUUAAACUGAGCUCAAUGAGUGGUUCGGCCCACACUGAUGGGCUGAUGGGUAUUCAGCUCCCAUGUUCCCACUGCCUGCACACAGUUUGCUGUUUGUGUCCUAUAAAGUGACCACACUGUCCUUCCAAGAGGAGCACUUCAGCUGUCCAGUGGGAAGAGCCCUAUGCAGCAGCUUGCUGUUUCCCAUGGUAUCGAAGCCACCUUGGCUGAGGGACAAUGUGAGGCUGCUUCCUCUUUUCCUGUGGCUGAGAUUGCUCACAGGAAGACUAUUUGCUCUGACCUGGGGGUGCCUCACCCUAGGCAGCAAGGGCCUGUCUUGCUCUGAACCCCACUUUCUCUAACCAAGGCCUGCACUCUUGUACAGUGCAGGAAUCCAUGGUUCUCUCUACAGGUGUGUAUUUCAGGAAUAGACAGGAUAGAGAAAACAAUCCUGCUGCUGAGUACACCAGCCUGAAGCCUAAAAGCCCUGCCUGUGCUCUUGACACCACAAGCGUUCCACCCUGCAUUUCUUUCUUAAAAGAACAGAUUACAGCAGGUGACCAUUGAGGCCAGGUGAUGUGUUUCUGUCUGUUCUAGAUUAACAAAGGAUCCCAUACACAUAAUUAUUAAUCAUGAAUGGAGAAAUGUUUAAUCAGUUUUCUGAAUGGACAUGGGGAAUUGGGGAAGGAGAGAGAGACAGAGAGAGUGUGUAUGUGGGUGUGUGUCUUGGACAAGCCUUCCCUUUGAUUGAAUGGCAUUGGCUAACAUGACCCCGGAGCUUCUCAGACCACGUGAGUAGGAACUUUGGUUCUGACUGUGGAGUAUCCCAGGGUGUUGAUGGGACCUGCAGGCCUGUUGCUAGAAUCCAGAGACUGGAGUUCCUCUUGCUCUUCUGGACUUGUGUUUGCCGGCCCUGACCCCUCCUCCUUCACUGUGCCAUCUGAUGAACCAGGCAGUCCUUUAUCUGGAGAGAGAAGUCCAGUGCUGACAGAGGUCCCGGGGCACUGCUUUCCUAGACCAUGGCCAUGCCCAGUUCUAGCUCUUGAAGGACUUUGAACGAGUACAGCAUCAGAAGGACUUGCCACAUGGCCAUCUGCCCCAAGGGAAAUUUUUAGGUGUUAACCUUCUUAGCCACCUCUGCCCCCUUACUAGAAUUCCUUUCUCACCCGUUAGGUUUGUGUGUUGGUUUUUCUGGCUUUUCUCAAAGGAACACUGAUGUAGAGAAGGGGUAAGAGUGUUUUGCAGUGAGCUGAAUGUGCAUACGUGUUUGAGUUCUUUGUAUGAGGUUUUUCUCAUUUCUUGGUUUCUGUCUUGGGACAACACUGAGCAGGUGUCAAAGGCUGAAUAACAAAGCGGUAACAGAGUGGAGGCAGGGGAACCAUUAAGACCCUGGGAGGCAGCAACUCUUUGUCCAGUUUAGGGACUCCGGAGAAGUCACAGGUGCAGCAGCAGGACCGAGAGCAGGGGACGGGGUGGGAGUCACACAACCAAAGGUAGACUCAGGUCAGUUCAGUGCUCCUUGGUGGCUGUAGAUGUCAGAAAUCACCUCAGAAAAUCUAUCCUGGGAUUCUUAGGCUCAUUGGCCCCUUCUAGAGUCUGAGCUGAAGUUAACACUUUUCCUAACAGCAGUGGGGAUCACAGUGGCAGACGGCACAGAGCACCCUAGUUUCCUAGCCUUUUUCAUUAUGUGGCGGGACCUGCUGAAUCCAGUUUUCCUACACUGCCUGGCCGCUUUCCUGUCCUCAGACGGGGGCCUAGGACACAGCACUUGGCUGUGUGGCAUCCAUGUGACAAUCCUUAGUUCUCUUAGAUAGAUACGUGCGUGUGUGUGUAUGUUCCUGUUGGGUAACUUCUCUAAGCCAGGCUUUACUAAAUCAGUGUUCUCACCAUGCCCUGCCCUUCUCUCUGCACUUAGGAUUGUAUAGAACACAUGUAGAUUCUUCUCAGUGCAGUGUAAGAAUGUGAUAUAUUGUAUAUUGGAAAGUAUUUACCUUAUUUAUAUACCUGAAUGUUCCUAUUAAACAAAUAAACAUAUCUUAAAUUCUA